CGGGCUUUGAGGCUCGGAGCGCCAACAUAAGGCCGGUUCAUCGCCCGGGAGUCUUAUCUGGGCUUAGCGGCGUGAAAUGAACCAGUAAAAUCAUCGCUAAUAAGACUUGAGGAGUAUUUGAAGGAGAGCUCGGACGCGUCUUCUUCUGGAACGGGUGAGGAUCCUUGGAGGAAGCAGAUCCAGCAGAUCCUAAUACUGGGAACAGAGUCCAUAGUGACCAUUUGGAAUGCUAUUGUCAAUGCAUGCUGCUUGCUCCUGAACCCCAAUGUCAUCCUGCAUGAUCCUCAUUCUCCACCCAUCUCUACUCGCUGCAUGCCUUCCGUUUAGGCCUGACUAAGGCUCUCUUGUUCAUUCUGUCCUUCAUUAACAUCACUAUGGGCAAAGAUGGAGCUAAAAGUAACCCCCAUAAUCUCUCCUCCAAGAAAGGCUCUCCUUCCAACAAACGUCGCAGUGGACCUGGUUCUCCGUCCAGAUCCGGUUCCAUUCCUGAUCCGGCUAGGGAAGUGGAGCGGCUCCGGGCUGCUCUGGAGGUGGAGCGCAGCCGGAACCAAAAGGCACGCCGACGCUUCUCUCUGGAGCUCCGGCGGCAGCGAGACGAGGCAAGAGAGGGCCGUGAACGAGCACUGAGGGAGCUUACCUCCAGGCACGAGCAGCAGAAGGCUCUGGAGCUGCUGCAGCAGCGCAAGGCCCUGGGCCGGGAGCGUGCUGUGGAGAUCCGUCGCCUGCUGGGCCGUCAGGGCAGCGAGCGACGGUGCUCCGACUGCGCCAGUCUCAGGCAGGCUGGAGAGCUGCGCUGCAGGCUAGCCGAUGAAAUUGUUGGCAUCGUGAAACCUACGAACCGUGCGAAAGCAGGCAAGAACUGGGAAAGGAACAACCUGGGGUGCAAGGGGAACGGUGCCAUCUACCAUAAGCUGGAGGAGCUGCUGAAGACGCUGCAUGGGGAAGCGGAAGGGGAGCAGGCUGUGCUUCUUCAGCGCCUCCAGCAAGAAGUGAAACUGGAGAAGAGCUACUUCUUAUGCCACUUGCUAGAGGUGCAUGGACAACCUGCGGAAGAGGAAGGGGAGGCCAAAGGUCAGAAAGGGCACUUGGUCAGACUGUCCAGGACCAGGUCAAAAAGCUGCGUGCAGUUGCAGAGCAGCUGUCAGAAACGUCCUGAAUCACCCAGCAAGAGAAAACCAUCUGUCGCCCGUUCCCGUUCACUGUCGCAGCAAAUUCAGCGUGCAUCCCCAUUGCCUAUGAAAACGAAUAAGCAGGGCUUAUGGAGCUCAUCUGAGAGGAAGCAUUCUGAGCAAACAUCUUGCAGCUCUUCACCAGUAGAAGAAAAGGCCAGCAAAAGAGAGCUUUCAGGAAUCAUACCCAACCCGAAUUCACCUGAUGUCGGUUGGGACCUCCAGAGUUCCAGCCCAUCUCUGGAGAAGUCGUCUCCCUCCAGAUGUUCAGAGGACAAUAUGGAAGACUCGAAUGGCACGGAUUACGGCUUCCUGGUGCGGCAGAACUCGGAGUUGCUGAGGGCGCUGGAGGAGCUGGAGAAGACGUGCUCCACACUCAGAGAGGAGAACAGCCUGCUGCGGAAAAGCAGUUGUCCUGAGACAGAAGAGAAGGUGAAGAGGCUGAGGAGGAAGAACACAGAGCUGGCUGUCAUUGCUAAGCGCCUGGAGGAGAGGGCGCGAAAGCUGCAGGAGGCCAACCUUAAAGUGGUGAACGCUCCUCUUCCCGUAAAGCCAGGUGCAGUAGAGCAGUAUAAGCGGGCGUUUGCGAGGCAGCGUGCGCGAGACCUGGCGCAGCACGCAGACACACUCCUGUCUAAAGACAAAGAAAUAGCCGCGCUGCAGCAGGAGUGCCGAAAACUAGAGGCCAGGAUAGGACAGGGGAAGGGCUAUCCUGGCCCAGCAGCAGCUGGAGAGUUUGAGCGUCUGUUGAAGGAGUCUCAGAAGGAGGUGCUGCGUCUGCAGAGGCAGCUUUCAGUCAGCUCAUCUCGAGAGCAGGCCAGUCCUGCAGGAGUGGAGAAAGAGGAGAAAGAGGAACAGGUUGUGUCUGAAACCCCAUGCCCAGUAUUAGAUGAGGCCCCUGUUAAAGGGGAGAAGACUCCUGGAGAGGAGGAGGAGGAGUCUAGAACACAAGUGACGCCAGAUCAAAGCGCUCACAACAGCCACCAGGAAGAGCCGACACAAGAGGAGCACCUUCAGUUUCUGGAAAGUGAGUUGAGCAAGAAGAGAAAAGAAUGUGAAGGCCUUGAGCAUGAAGUAAGGAAGAGGCAGAAAAGAUGUCUCGAUUUGGAGAGCCAGCUUGAAGAUGAGCGCAGCAAAAAUGCGCGCUUAACAGAGGAGGCUGAACUCCUCAGGAGGAAGGCUCAGCUGCUUGAUCAGUCUCAGGUUGAGAAUGAGGAGCUGAGGGAGGAGCUCUCUGCAGUGAGCGCUCAACACAGUUCAGUUCUCGAGGAGAACCAGAAACUCCGUGCCAAACUGGAGAACCUAGAGCAGGUCCUGAAGCAUAUGCGAGAGGUCGCAGAGCGCAGGCAGCAGCUGGAACUGGAACAUGAGCAGGCGUUGGCUAUCCUCAAGUUCAAGCAAGACGAGAUCAAACGACUUCAGCGGGCUCAGUUAUUUGCCAAGAGGGAACAUGAAGGGGUUGUGCAGAUGCUGGAGGGGUUGAUCCAGCUUGUAUUGCUGAGAGAGCUGACGAAGGUACGAGAGUUGGAGGAGAAAUGCCGUACUCAGAGCGAGCAGUUCAGGCUGCUCUCUCAGGAGCUGGAGAAGUUUCGACAGCAGGCCUCCAAGAUCGACCUGUCCGCUCCUGGCCUGCUGAGCCACAGCCUCACUCAGCUCCCCAACGGCAUCGGCCUGACUGGAGACACCGGCACUAGUGCCUCAUGGGAUGACAUCGCCUUCUGGAGUCUGGAGGGUAACGAGGCCCUCUGUGACGUCACUGAGCAGGAUGUUGCUGCCGUCCUUCGGGCCGGCUCCACCCCUCACGCGGCAGGCCUGUCCCGCCCUGAGCGCUCCCCAGCCACAAAGCACCGCGAGCUGCCCAGCCUCAGUUUGAAGUCCACCUCCACGUCCAGCCCCUCGCCACCCAAAUCUGAGACCACACACCUCUCCCCCAAAUCAGCAGUCGGCUCGCGCCCGGCCAGCCCACGCAAGGCCAGCCCCACACAUGAGGUGGACACUGCCAGUGAGGUGGAAGAACUAGACAUCGAUGUGUCCCCUGCACCAGUACCAGUAAGUCGAGGAGCUGCUAAACUCCAGGUCUUCAUUGCCCGUUACAGCUACAACCCAUACGAGGGUCCAAAUGAUAAUCCAGAGGUGGAGCUGCCCCUCACAGCUGGAGAAUACAUCUACGUCUAUGGGGACAUGGAUGACGAUGGUUUCUAUGAAGGCGAGCUGAUGGAUGGACGUCGAGGCUUGGUCCCGUCCAACUUCGUGGAGCGCGUCUCGGACGACGACGUCAUGAGCGCCCACCUGCACGAAGCCGGCGACCUCUCGCACAAUUCCUUCCAGGAGAGCAGCUUCCACAGUGGCAGCGAGAGGCUGCACCAGCACCACUUGCGCUUUGCCCACAGUGCCUCCGAGAGGUCGGAGGCGUCUGCCUCGGCCCCCGCCGUCACUACUGACAACACCAAGGCCAACUCCGUUGCCCCCCUACUUCCCCCUGCCCCCCUCACCAAUGGUCUAGACUUGGAUCUGGAGGAGGUGGGGGCCGACACUGUGCCUUACCCACGCAAAAUCACACUGAUCAAGCAACUGGCCAAGAGCGCCAUCAUUGGCUGGGAGCCACCCCUGGUGCCGGCCGGCUGGGGUGCCGUGUGGAGCUACAAUGUCUACGUGGACCAGGAGCUGAGGCUCAACGUGCCCUUUGGGGCUCAGACCAAGGCAGUCCUGGAGCGGCUGGACCUGAGCCAGAAGGCGUACCGUGUGGCCAUUCAGAGUCUGACGGAGCGGGGCGGUUCAGACCAGCUGCGCUGCUCGAUGCUGGUGGGCCGGGACGUGUGCGUGGCACCCACUCAGCUGAGGGUGGAGCGCGUGACGGCCACCUCAGCCUGCCUGAGCUGGCUGCCCAGCAACAGCAACUACGUGCACAUCGUCUCACUGAACGACGAGGAGUGCGAGUUAGUCAAGGCCGGCUGCUACUCGCUGUGCCUCAGUAACCUUUCCCCCAGCCUGCACUACCGCGUCAAAGUGGAGGCGCGGCCGCACCGCACGCCUUGGGAGCUGUCCCUGGAGCAGCGUGAGCGCAAGACCACCAUCACCUCCUUCACCACCCUCACAGCAGGUCCCCCUGACGCUCCACUGGACGUGCAGCUGGAGCAUGGCCCAUCUCCAGGGAUUGCUCAGAUCAGCUGGCUGCCCGUCACCAUUGACGCUGCUGGAACCUCCAAUGGGGUCCGAGUCACCGGCUACACCAUCUACGCUGACAAGAAGAAGGUGCUGGAGGUGUCCUCCCCCACGGCAGGCAGCGCUCUAAUUGGUCCCUCUCAGAUCCAGACGCUGCAGGCGGCUCAUGAGAUUACCGUGCGCACCAUGUCGCCUCACGGAGAGUCCGCCGACUCUGCACCUGUUAACGUGCCCGCCAAGCUGCCUGCCAUCAUGGCUGGCGCCUCUUUGCCUCAGUGCCAGCCUGUGCCAGCCCACGCCAGUGUCCUCACCGCCGGUGCCACCACCACGGAGCUCGCUGUCUGUGCCACGUCUCUGUCUGCUGCCAAAACACCCACAAUGCCGCUCAGCCCUGUCCAAGACGCACAACCCUCAGGCCCUGUCAGGGGUGUCUACGCCAACACGGCCAAAGCCGCCACCAAUGAUGCCCCCCAGCCCGCUGCCUCCAUAGUUGAGGCGUGGGCAAACCCCGCUGCAGUUGCCCCCCUGACGGUUGCUAUGGCUGCGCAGGAGGCACGGCCACUACCUGUUGCCAAGUCUAAUCCACCGCAGGUGAGUGUGCCUGUACCUGUGGUUGUGUCCACUCCUGUGCCGGUCCCAGUGCCCAUUGUCACGGCUGUCCCCAUGGCAGCGGCAACUCCAGCUCCUGCGCAGCCUAGUGUGGUCCCCGCAGCAGUGCCAGAGCCCGGCAGAGACGCAGACAGCCCGAGGUCUCUUCGUCCCGUCGCCUCCAUCUCUGACUUCUUGGAGGACCCCCGUGCCAAGCUCCACACGCCUCCGCCUGCCCCCAGCGUGCCCAAGGUCACCGCCACAGGGACGGAUCUGCUCAACGUGCCCGACACACACCCACUGCGGCCGCCCAUCCCCUCCCCGCUAGAGUCAGAGCCGGAAGACGACAGGGAGAACGCCCGGCUGGUCUCCAUUGAGGAGUUCCUGAGGCCCGAGCCUCAGCCCAGAAUAAAGAUUUAUGCAGGAGGUCUUAUGGACCCUCCUCCUGACUACCCUGUGGAGAGCAGCCGGUCAGACCUGUCCGACAUCCUGGAGGAAGAGGAGGAGGAUCUGUACUCCGAGUCCACUGCUGAUGUGACACCUAGAAAUUACAACUCUGGACCUGCUGGCAGGUCUGAGGUUUGGGAGCCGGACAGCGACGAGGAAGUGUUGGAGAAGAUUCUGAAGCUCCACCCCCAGGCCUAUCACAACAAGCAGCUGUUCAGCAUCCCUGAGGUGACCGAGGAGGAGGACAAUACUGAAUCUGAGCCACACUCCUCCAGGGCGCCUCCAGCUCAGGGGCCAUCAAUGUGUCGGCCUGGCCCAGGAGAGAGCCACCACCAUGGUCCUGAAGCUUGCCAUCGCCCCCUUUCCCACCAACACCGCCAACCUUACCACAGAGCCAAAGUCCGAGACCCAGCAGCGAUGCAUGGAGGGGCUGGGCAAGUCCGGCCUCGUCCCAGGGUGCACUACGCUGACACGGUGGACACCAUCAACUAUGAGGAUGAUGAGGAAGUGGAGCUGGACUCGGAUAGCAGCCUGUAUGCUGGACCCUGCAGCAGGGAAGUAGUAGUCCGGCGGCCGCAUCGGACACAACGGGACAGCGACCGACUCCGCAGGGAGGCCAUGUUACGGAGUCAGAUGACCUCUGAUCUAGUAGUGAUGCCAUCUGGGACAGACCAGGUACCCUACCUGCUCAGCAGGACAGUGCACCGCGUCAAAUCGCCCACGGGACCCACCGUGGAGAUUGAUGUGGAGUAUGGGACGGAUGACGAGCCGGUGCCUUUUGAUCCGGGAGAGGUGGUGGUGGAGCAGAUGAGCUCUGAGUGGUGGGUUGAGGGUGGCAACCACGAAUACCAUCCUGUGCCCCUGCCAAGACGGCUCAAACAGGAGUUGCCUGCAAUCAUGCCAUCGGACCACCACUCAUGGGAGACAGCAAGUCGAGAGGUUCCCCUGGCAGACGCAGGAGCAGCCUGGUGCGGUCCCAGAGAGCUAUCCUCGAAAUUAAGCAGAUCAGAGACCAGAUUGCCCAGAGAUGUUGCAGAGUCAAGGCCGGUUGGUGAAAAUGAAGUGAGAGUUUUCGUCGCCCUGUUUCCCUAUGACCCUGCCACAAUGUCGCCCAAUCGUGAUGCUGCAGAAGAGGAGCUUCCCUUUAGGGAAGGCCAGAUCAUUAAGGUCUAUGGUGAUAAAGAUGCAGAUGGGUUUUACCGGGGCGAGUCAGGUGGUCGUCAUGGUUACGUGCCCUGUAACAUGGUGUCUGAAAUCCAGGUAGAUGAUGAGGAGACCAAGGAGCAGCUGCUGCAGCAGGGUUUUCUCUCCACUGAUGCAUCCAUGGAGAAGAUAGGCACGCGCUCACUCGCUCAGCUUCCGCACCGUCCGGCCCCGCCGCCCAAACCUAGACGCUCCAAGAAAGUGGAGACAGCAGGAGUCUUUGAGGAUCAGUCCAUCAUUGAUUCCUGCAGCCAAGAUAACACUAGACACUCUGCUGUUGCCAUGGGAAACCCUGGACCACGCAGGAUGGUGGCCAUCUUUGAUUAUGACCCAAGAGAAAGCUCCCCCAAUGCUGACAUUGAGGCUGAGCUGACCUUCAGUGCUGGGGACAUAAUCUAUGUAUUUGGAGAUAUGGAUGAUGAUGGCUUCUUUUACGGAGAUUUGAAUGGGCAGAAAGGCCUGGUGCCCUCCAACUUCCUCCAGGCUUUUCCAGAGACAGCGGAGGAGGCAACAGUGGCUGAACCCCCUGUGGCCAAAAGCCGGAGAGACUCUCAGGUGAGCCACGCUGCCGUUUUAGAGCAGACAGAUGCUGUAAUAUCCGUUCCCCCAGAAGAGAGUCCAGCAGCCCUGUCGGAACCAAUCCAGCACCCUGACCAGCACCAAGACACAAACUCCGACCCCUCCCCAGUCUUAGCCCCCCCAGCCCCCCCUUUACAGCCUAUGGAAAACUCCUCUCUCACCGAGACCUCCCUACCAGAGAAGAAGAAAAAAGGCUUCUUCUCCAAAGGCAAGAAGCUGUUCAAGAAGUUGGGCUCCAGUAAGAAGGAAUAAAUGUGAAAGACUGUUAUCUUGAAUAAUUUGCUAAUUGCACUUUUUCAUGUCGAUGCUGGUUUGUCUGUAUGUUGUUUCGAUGGUUCGUGUGGGUGAUUGGAGGGGGUAGAGGCACAUUGUCCUACUGUGGGGGGAGAUGUCACUCUCCUCGACUGAUGAUUUUUUUUAUUUUUUUUAUUUGAUUGAUUUUGUCUCUGCUUGCCACUUUACUUUCCUUCAAAAGCAUGUAAGACUUUUGAGACCAAAUGGCUAAAGAAAUGCUUCAUCCACAAAUCAAACAAACACAGUUUUCCUCUUACCCCAAGUGUAGUUAUUAACCAAGACAUUUUAGGUGUCUAAAUUUGGCUUUUUUAGUUUAGCGCCAGAGCUGCAAGACAGAGCUAAUGUAGCUAACAAGCACUAGAAGUCAUUAGUCACCCAAAUCUUUUCUGUAAACACAUCCCUGAAACUUGUCUUAACCAGCUCAAACUGCAUCAUCUUCAUUACGCAUCGUCACACAGACUUGUGGAUGUGGUUUAGGACACAGUAUGACUUGCUUUGAACCAUAAAUGAACAAAACCAGUUAACCGAACACUGUAGGCAGCCAUUUUAGACAACAGCUGUUGCUACCAUAAACAGCUGUUACUAUUUAUAAACAUAUAUUUGAAAAUUUAAGAUCAACAGUCUUUUGUAAAUAGAAACAACAGAGCAAACUCCAUAGUCCAUGUGGGUACACACAAAGGGGAGGCGGGUUUCAGCGCAGCACCCCUGUUGUCUAAAAUGGCUGACUACAGCAUGCAGCUGCACACUGAAGUUUUGUCAUACUGUCCUAAACUACAUUUAGUCUGUGAAAACUUAAUGAGGGCCUGGAUGUGAAGGGUUGCACAGGGUUGAGAGAGGUGUUGGAGAUGUAUUUAUGGAAAAGAUUUGGGUGACUAUUGAAUUGUAGUGUUUAUCAGCGUUAGGCCUUUAGCUCCUGUUUUAAAACAAAGAAGCAAAAUUCGUAGACAUGUCUCAGCUGAUCGACUGCGUCUAGGUUGAGUGGAAAACUGUGUAAAUUAGAUUUUUCAGCACACCAUUCCUUUGAAAUGCAUUGAAAGAAAACUGUUGUUUUGAGAAUUUGAGCAGGAGUCAGGCACAAUAAUAAGACUCCUGUCGUUAGUGUUCUAUUCAGUUGAGUUGAAUCAUGGUCAGUUUAGUUCUCUUAAGGUGGAAGUGGUUUUUCUGAGCUUUCGGCCAACACGUCCCUCUCUCAACAAUAAAAUGAAAGGGGUACUCCAGCUUUUUUCAGCCGAAUCUCUUUCUGCUGCAUUUGUAGCAUUCAGACAAUAACAUCCCUGUGCUUAAGAGGAAGACCAGUAUAUUUAGAACUUGAAGCCAGAGGGCAGGUGCUGAAGCAGCUACUCAGUGGCCUGUAUUACAGUAAUACAGAGGCAGCAGGUUGAAAGGUUAAAGGAAUAAGUUUAAAUCCUACUGUAUGUGAAGACUAUAUGUGGGUUAGGGAUAAAAACAUUUAACCAAUUAAACGUUAACCGACCAAUGAACAGUUGUUUGACAAAUGCUGUUAGUUUAACGUGUUAAUUUGACUCAUUUCCAAUAAACAAGCGUGCCUGUCUGAAUGGGGACAUUUCUGAAGUGCUUGACAGCACAGUAAGCGGUUAUUUCCACUAGAUGGGCCUACUAAAGAAUGCAGCAUGCACUUAGCAAUAGUGGUAUUCAAGCCCACCAUUCGAGAGGGUGAUAGGGCAACUACAAUGAUGUGCCACAUCGAAAACAGACAUCCACAAGCUACAAGACUGACAACUACUUUAUCCAUGUUUUCCAAGAGAAAGUGGGUGUGCAGAAUGAUAGAGAAGGACAUGGUGGACGCAGACAGUUUCCCAAAGACACAGAAGUACAUUGAGCCUAAGCAAGCCCCCCCUCAUGGCAUUUAAGUUCAUUUUAACUUGGGCUAGUUAUGAGAAUAUAGAAUUUGUGGAAACACUUUACUGUAGAUCAUGUUCAUAAGGCUACAUGACACCUACAUAAGCCUGUCAUGACAGUUGAUUUAAACCUACAUGAACUUUUUAAAAAACUGUCAAGUUGAUCUAGAACCUACAUUAGGUGAGGUUCUUUUUUUGACACUGGUUUGUGCCAUGAUUCUUUUUUUUUUCUUUUUUUUUGGUGAAAUGACACAGCACAUUUUACCAAGACUUUGUAGCUUAGUGUAUUUCACUAUUUCACAGUGACAUAAUGCUGAUGAUGACACAGCUUAACUCUUAUGAAAUGGUGAAAAGGCACUCACCAGAGAAAACGCUCUCUUGUUCUAGCAGCCUGGCUUGGCAAGCCGUGUCAUAUUAUUAGCAUAAUGUGACUGUGACAUACAUUGAGCUGCAAUGUCUGUCAUUUCACCUCUGAGUGUCAUAACACAACCUAAUGUCAGAAAAACAUCGCCAGACACACCUGACAUAGAUGCUACUUUUACUUGUAAUUAAAACUGGCAGAUGCAACCUUUAUGACAAACGAUGCCUAUUGGAAUGAGUAUUUAUAAAGGUUUUUAAAACAGAUAGCUACAGUUCUAAAAACUGAUUGGCUGAGCCGUGUUUAAAUAUGUCAUAAAAUACUCGAUAUAUGCACACCUGUGACCGCCUCCCAACAAUUCAGUUCUUUGUUCCUGCACCAGAUCAUGAAAAAUCCUUGUGCUUUAUGACUGUUGACUGUAUUGCUGCUUGCAUGGAUGAGUGUAUAGUUGAAGUAAGAACACGGUUUUGCUUAAACUGAGGGGCUGAGGACGUAUUGUCUUAACUUGAACUAAACAGCUCCACCAGGCUUUAAAUUAAAGUACUUAUGUUCUUCAAAUUUGUGAGGUUUAGUCAGAGCUGUCAAACCUAGGCUAAAUAGCGUGCUUCUCACUUCUACACCCAAAUAGUGCACUGUUUGUGCAGCAAGUAUGUGGCUGAAUCAGAGAUGACUUUUUGUUAUCACAGGCAACAGGGAUUUUGCUUCAACUGGCUCAAGACUAAUCACCUGAUAAUUACCUGUGAUAAAAUCACCGUAAUGCAUGGCCUCCUGUGGCUUAUGGCUUUAUUGUGUAGGCCUGUGUUAGUUGUUGUGAAGCUGUGUAGGUGUCAUGUAGCCUUGUGAACACUGCCGUACAGUACAUUAUCAAACUAGCCCCUCGUUAUAUAUUCAAGUCACUUUAUCAGCUUUUAGCUUUUGUUCAUAUAAACAUGAACAUAUUAUAGUUAAAACUAACCUGCAUUCUUAUGUAGAGUAUAUUUAAAAGGCCCAUGUAGUGGAAUUGAAGUUUCCCUUGCUUUUUUGAAAUAGAAGACUUUUGAAACGUACCAUUCCAUACAGACCACAUGUAGGAAGUAAGCUGCAAAAACAACCUGUUUUCAAUACGGUGUUAUUGGGAUGUCACGAAAACAGACACAUUUACAUGCAAGAAGUUCUAAAGAGUGUUUCAUCACAGGGUGGCCAAUCAGAGCAGAGCUAAUUUACAUUGUUUUAUGUCCUAAAGGCAUGCUAACAGCCUGUUUUAUUUGAAGUGUUGGAAAAGGAAUGGAAAAAAUUAAUUUUGGCAUGUAAAGCCACACAGGCAUCAUAAGUAGACCUCAAAGUAAAGUGUACAACACAAGAAAAAUGUAGGAUCUGGGCCCUGUAACACAAUUUGGGCUGUUUACUUGAUAUACACGCUGAUGCCUGACCUGAUCUGCGCCCCCCACAGUUCAUACAAGGAGCACUUUUUGAUAUCUCGGUAUGUUUCAGUAUUUUACAAUGGCUUCAAAGGUGGCUUCCUUGAUUUUAGGCUUGCCGGUUAACACUUAAUCUUCGACUAACGGCCCUCAUUUAUUAGUCAAAAGAAAUUGCCAAAGUUUGCAUCCCUAAUUUGGGUUUAUGUAACUCCAUUCCAUCCCGGCUUGUCAACAGUAUCUCAACACGUUCGAAAAGCAUCCGUAAGUCGGACAGUAGUUAGAAUCUGUGUUCUGAGGUAAGAUGUUUUUCAGUGUAUGUAAAGGAUGAGCUUUAGAGCAGGUUCCCUCUGAAGGCCGUCUGUUUGGAGCAGUGUUUUGGCUGCCUUUGCCUUUCUCAGUCACUCAGACGGAACUCCAGUAACACGUGUGUAGCUGAACUGAAAGAAACAUGUUAGGUUCAACUCUGUGUGGUACAGAGGGAGGGUUCCAUUUUUCAGCAUGUGCAAAGUUAUUGUCCUCCAUUUUUGGAGCGUUGCAUCUGUACCACAGACGGGUAAAAAAACCACUCUCACACUCAUGUUCUCACAGUCUGAUAUGCAGUACUUUUUUUGUUUGUUUGUUUGUACAGUUGCUUUUGGUGACUGACCACAUCAGAUGCAUAUGGUCUGUUUUUGUUUUGUGUACAUAUGGUCUCUAGGUGUCCUUAUAGGGGCCAUGAAAUCAUUUCUCAGGUUUAACUGCUGCACUGUAAAAAGGUUUCAUGUGUUAAAGGGGGAUUCCAAUGCAAAAUGUCUGCAUAGUUAAAUUAGAAGUAAAUUAGAAGAUGUAAACGGUUAUUCAGAGUUCAGAGCUGUUCACAGUGGUGGUGAUAGGAACCAGACGGCUGAAUCGUUGAAUGGCCCUAAAACAGUGGUCACCAACCCUGCUCCUGGACCUUACUCCAGACUUUAGGUCCAAUAUGCAUCCAACAUGUUGCCUCCCUUUCCUUAACACUCAUACAUCUGCCAGUCAGGGGCUACUGAAGAAGUUUAUUGGCUGGAGCAAGUGUGGCAGUAGACUUCCAUGAGUGGGGUUACUGACCACUGUGAUGUAAAAGCUACCUCACUGAAACCCUGAGACAUUGUUUUAUAAUAGUUGUGAGAGAUGAUGUGGCCUACAAUGGGGUUUUCAAUCUGUUCAUGCUGGAGAGGCGCAUGCAGGGUGAUGUGAGGCAAAAAAGUGGUUUUUUUUAGAUUUACACCUAUUUUACCAUCAUCAACAUUACAUAAAAACACUUCUGGAAAGCAAAUUAAACUCAUAUUUGUUGUUGAAGGCUUUGCAGUCCCUGGUUCCUUUCAUCACCAUUCUAAAGAACUCUGAGCUGGUACGUUUUCUAGAAUGAAUCAGUUCACGUCAGAAUCCCCCUUUCACGUAAAGGUGAGUAACUUAGCUGCCUUAAAAAUGAGAUUUCACUGAACUUCAGAUAAGCUAACACAUUCAUAUUGUUCUGUUAACUGUAAGAAGUUCAGUGAAUUCAAGUCAGCCAAGUUACUAACUGUUAGUUCAAACAGCAACAGUUUUACAGUGUAGCUGAUCAGCUUCAUGUGUUUAAAAGCAGUCUAGUUUCACACUCUUUGCCAAACCCUUAGGUGCUCUGCAAGCUGACCACUCAGAGACCAGUAGUCGAACACCAGCCAAUUGGGGGCGGAGUCAAAGCAGGUGCGACUCCAUUUCAUUCAAUCACUUGGGUCCCCUCCAAACACCGGACGUUGUUUCAAUGACUGUAUUAACAUGUAUCUUUUAAUGACAGCAGCCUUGAUGAAUUUAAACUGAAGGCACUACAUUGUACAGUCAACCUCUCUCUCUCUCUCUCUCUUACUCUGUAGCCUGUAUGUAACUCGCUCUGAUUUUUUAGGCUAGCGAUGCUCCCCAAGCUGCACUAUAUACUCUGAAAGCCUGCUGUUAACCCUGCUACUGAAAACUGCUAAGGAACGCACAGGCCCGGUCACUGUGCUGUAUGCUAGCUUCUGAAACGGACUCUGCUAGUAGGAGUACGUUAGGCCACAGUAACUAAUUAGCCUUACAAGACCUCGUCUAGUCUUACUUCAAUGUUUACUUACGCUGUACUUCUAUUGACUGCAUGCAUGACGGUGUUACACCUGUAUUCGGCCUUAUUUAUGAAUCUAUUUAUGUAUUUAUAGUACUUUGCUGUUCUUUUUGCUUUUACAACGUAUUUGUAGUUUUUUUUUUUGGGCUUACUGGACACAGCAAAGGCCGAGUUUGAAGUAUGCUGAAAGUGGGUGUGUGUAUAAUGUACAGAGCUGGGGUCAGUGAUUUUGACGUAUGAUAUUUUCAUACAGCGAGAGAGGCUUUAUUCUUGUGGUCCAUGCUAACUUCUGUUAAGCAUCCCGUGGAGAACUGAAGCGUUUUUUUGUAAAUCUGAGGGGUUUUGUAACCACUUUUUUGAAACUCGUCUGUAAAUAUGUGUUUUUUUUUUUGUGAACAUUUUUCAAAUAUUUCAUUUCUUUUUUCUUUUUUUUUGGCAUGUUGAAGCAAUGUUUUUGAUCAAUGACUAGUAACGUCACUAUUGCUCAUUAAGGGGCCAUUGUCAUUUGCUAUGGACCUUUUUACAGAAAUAAAAUAUAUUUUCACAUAAAA
Molecule: messenger RNA, 13693 nt
Organism: Colossoma macropomum (tambaqui)
Lineage: Eukaryota; Metazoa; Chordata; Actinopteri; Characiformes; Serrasalmidae
Product: peripheral-type benzodiazepine receptor-associated protein 1
Exons: 34
Coding region: 375-7400 (2341 amino acids)
Biological process (GO): neuromuscular synaptic transmission
Molecular function (GO): protein binding
Source: RefSeq, a predicted model, not a curated record